This is a messenger RNA of Penaeus indicus, 3398 nucleotides long. RefSeq names its product zinc finger protein 219-like. Lineage: Eukaryota; Metazoa; Arthropoda; Malacostraca; Decapoda; Penaeidae. Gene Ontology annotation, molecular function: DNA-binding transcription factor activity, RNA polymerase II-specific; RNA polymerase II cis-regulatory region sequence-specific DNA binding. Gene Ontology annotation, biological process: regulation of DNA-templated transcription. Gene Ontology annotation, cellular component: nucleus. The transcript is spliced from 4 exons. The record is from RefSeq and is a predicted model, not a curated record. The coding region runs from base 1 to 1251 and encodes 416 amino acids.
AUGAAGGGUGCGGAGAGAGGCUGUAGCGUGUGUUCUCGCCCACAGGGGCCACAGGGGCCACAGGGAGUCGGCGCCGAGGGCGGCAGCGACGGCGGAGGCGCGGCGGCGCGGUCCUCCGUGCAGUGCCCGGUGUGCGGGCGGCAGUUCCAGGGCACCAAGCGGAACUACCUCCUGAACCGGCACUUUCAGAUCCACACGGGGGAGAAGCCGUACCAGUGCCCGCACUGCUCGCACCGCGCCAACCGCAAGAGCAAUCUUAAGAUGCACAUUGAGUCCCGCCACGGCGCGCAGGCCGCCUACUACGCCCACGCCCUCACGCCAGAGCCCGGCGCCGCGCCCGACGCGCCGCUGCCGCCCUUCCUUCCCGACGCCCUGGGUGCCGGCGGCCCCGAGGACGCGCAGAAGGGCGGCCCGGCGGCCAGGGCGGGCGAGCUCGGCCCGGGACACAAGGGAGCCAAGGGCCUAGCCGAUCCGGGUGCCGCGAACGAGAGUCACCUUAAGGUCUCCUACGGUCCGCAGGAGGCGCAGCUGGGCCAGGGGGCGUCCUUCGGACCCUUCCAGGAUACCGGAACCAUCCGGCAGGAUCCAGCCGGCGCAAGACCGCACCGGGGCGCCAUCCAAGCGAAUUAUAAUCAGCAUCCCGAGCUGAUCGUCUACGCUGCGCCGCGUCCCUCCUCCGUCUCCGUUUCUUACUCCUCGCCAGUGUUCAUUGCAACAAAUGUAGAGAAAAAAGGCUUGCAUGACUGUGAAUAUUUCUGCAGUGCUAGAGAGGGGCCAGAGUGCCCGGGUUAUUUGGGCCUAGUGUUGGGCAUGGCUGGUGGGGGGGGGGGUCCGGGUGCUGGGGUACCCCCGCGUAGGAGGGCUUGUAGAGGAGUCCCGGCAGGAGAGGACGAAGGCCUAAACGAAGGCUUUGCUCUUGUGUUUCAGAGAGAGACCGCUCCUCCGCCCACGCGCGCAGGCCUCUUGGCGCAGCGCUCGCACGCGCCGCCCCACCACCCGCCGCCGCCGGCCGAGGGCGGGGGCGCGGAUAGCGACGGCGGCCAGUCCUGGAGGGAGCUCGCGUGCGGCACCUGCGGCAAGAGGUUUCACGGCCGGAAUAGCAAGUCGAACCUGGAGCGGCACCUGCAGAUCCACACGGGGGUCAAGCCGUUCCAGUGCCCGCUCUGCUCGCAUCGGGCCAACCGGAAGGCCAACCUCAAGACGCACAUUGAGGCCCGCCACGGCGCCGACGCCAUCCCGGCCUACCUCUAGGGGCCCCGGCGCCGCCUCGGCCUGGCUCUUGGGGUCCUGGCGCAUCUCACGGGCCCCGGCGCCAUUCCGGCCUAGGGCUAGGGCCCAUGGCGCCACCCUAGGCUAUAUCAAGGGCCCCUGCGCCACCCUAGCCUAUGCCAGGGGCCCCGCCACCACCCUUGCCUGUGGAAGGGGCCCUGGCGCAAUCCUGGCCCAUCUCUACGGGCCUCGACUCCACAUUUCAGUACAACAUCCCGCUCAGUUUGUAAAGUUCAUUCUGAUGGUGAUAUUACUCUUAGAGGGCCCGGCGGGGGAUUCAAACGUGAUCAUGCGUUAAAAAAGAACACUGGUGCUGAGGCCACCUUAAAUGACCUUGAUGAUACAGCGAUACAAAAUGACCGUCAAAGGGAAACUGAUCUUUCGCUUUUGCAUUUAUACAACUUUUUUUAAAUCUAGGAAAGGCCUAAGAAUAAUGCUCAGAUCAUCAUUCCAUGAGACACAAAAAUGGUUGUUGUACAUAUUUAUAUAUAUAAAAAAACAAAUAAAUAUUGAUUUCCUUUAAAGUCCAGAUGUAUGAAAAUGAUUUAGUAUCAAAGGAGUGGAAGUAAGUUUCUUGAAUCGAUGAGGCGUGAAGCAAAAUGCAUUUCAUAACACGCUGUGUAGUAACACCUGGCACUACACAUGCAACAAUACCGCCUCUUUUAUUACAUUAUUUAUGUUUUUUUUCCUUUCUUACUUUCUUUUUCACUUUUUUUUGAAAUAGUCGUUUCUCUUUAUUGUAUAAGUCGCUUAUUUUGACAUUAAAUCAGUGAGGCUAAAAACAAAACGAUGAGGCUAAGAUUACAUUUUAGUUAUAGUUCCGUGUGUAAAUACUUUGCAUGUCUUGCCAGUCGGUUGAGUAGGCCUGGCGCACGGUUGGCGGGGGGGGGGGGUUAGGAUUAAGGUGACUGCUACAGGGCGAGGAGGCGAAGGAUGCAGGGAGGGAUUGAAGGAAGGAUAGAAAGGAGGGAAGGGAGGGAGGGAGAGAGAAAGGGAGGAACAGAAGGUCAGGGAGGAAGGGGUGAGGAAGGAGGGCCGCCCCCUGGAAGCAGGGAUCGUAAGGAAGGAAUAGAGGCGGAGGGGCUGACCUGCCGAGGCCGCAGGAGGAGACAGGCGAGGGCGGACGGGCGGCGCAGAGGAGUGAGGAGGUGGAGGAGGCCAAGAGCGGCGUAGCAGUGAGGUGUGUGUCUCGUUGCAGGCGCUGCGGGUGCUGGUGUGCCCCGUGUGCGGGCGGCGGUUCGAGGGCAAGAACCAGGCCAAGCGGUCCAAGCUGGAGAGCCACCUGCGGACGCACACGGGGGAGCGGCCCUUCCACUGCCCGCACUGCCCCUACCGCGCCACCUUCAAGUGGAACCUCAAGGCGCACGUCCGGAGCCGCCACGAGAGGGACUUCCUCCAGAGCGCGCCGCCCUAGGCCCGCCCUCGCGCCCGCCCGCCCGCCCGCGCCGCCUCCUGGGGGCCAGGGCGUAGUUGCUGAAGCGGCUGCUCGUUGAUUUUUAGUUAAGCUUAUGACCUUUGCGCUGUUUGUCUCGCGUUGUGUUCACUGGCUGGGGAAGCUGGUACUUAUUUAUGUUUAUUUAUUCAGUUGUCUGUCUGAUUAUUUAUGCUUCACGAAUACUUUUGGCUGGAAUGGCAGUUUUUGUUCUCACAACCCUUGAUAGUGUCCAGUGUCCUUUGGGAACUCCAAGCCAGGAAUCCAUUAUUGCUCUUGUUAUUAUUAUUAUUAUUAUUAUUAUUAUUAUUAUUAUUAUUAUUAUUAUUGUUAUUAUUAUUAUUACCAUCAUCAUCUUUAUUAUUAUUAUUAUUAUCUUUAUUAUCAUUAUUAUUAUCAUUAAUCAUCAUCACCAUCAUUACCAUUCUUAUUAAUUAUCACGUCAUUAAUUAUCAUGAACUAUUAUUGAUUAUCCAACCUGCAAAAGACGCUUUGAUAUGAUCACCUGAGUAGGAGAUAACUUGAACAAAGAGAAAUUGUCGUUUACAUCAAGUUAGACGAUACUGAUUGCAGUUCAAAGGCUUUGGAGGACGACCAAUAGGCUGCCUGGGAUUUCUGACGUUGCAGAAGUUGCAGUGCACGGUGAAUUUUGUCUUUGUUGUUUCGGUAGUGAAUAAAAGGAUAAGAUUUUUUGAUA